AUGGAGUCGCAUAUCCGCACCCGUACCCGCGCCCGCGCCUGCGACGGCGACGGCGACGGCGACGAUGACGACGACGACAACGACCAAGAUGCGAAGCCUGUUUCAGGAUUUGCCAGACUCGGACUCGACGUGCCGACGGUUGUUGUCAUGCUAAAGGGCUCAUUACCUCCCACCAUAGCAAUUGCUAUGUAUCAAUCUAGCGUGGUGUCUGGCUACUUCCUGACCUUUGGCUACUUCAUUGCUGACUCCUGA
This is a messenger RNA of Penicillium daleae, 252 nucleotides long. RefSeq lists its product as uncharacterized. The transcript is spliced from 2 exons. Lineage: Eukaryota; Fungi; Ascomycota; Eurotiomycetes; Eurotiales; Aspergillaceae. The record is from RefSeq and is a predicted model, not a curated record. Bases 1 to 252 code for a protein of 83 amino acids.